AAAAUUGCAGCAAUGGAUUUGUGGUCACCAAAAAUGCCAGUAAACAUGCCUCCAAAAGUUUAUGUUGUCUUAAUGGAUUGUUGUUUGUAUUAUUAUAAGAAUGAGAGAGACAAAGAACCUAAGGGAAAAUACCCUCUUUAUGGUUAUAACUCGGUUCAUCGAGCUGGUGAUGAGUCAUCUAAUUGGACAUUUGUUAUUAAUCAUUCUGACAGUACCUGUAAGAAAAUAAAAUUUUCAGCAUCAUCUCAAUAUGAAAUGGUGGAAUGGAUGAGGCGCAUAAAAGCUGAAAUGCUUAAAGCCAAUAAUAGGCCCAUUCGAUCUUUACCUGAAGGUUCUUCUGCUGAAAGAGUAGAUUUUCCUCUUGCCAAUAUUAACAGUAUUGAAGAAGCUAUCUAUGAUGACAUUAGUAUUGAAGAAGUUAUUCAAACUAUUCCUGAUCAAUUCAAGAUUUCAUGUGAUGGUGAUUCAGAUAAUGAAAGUGAAACAUCCAGACCACUUCCUGAAAUCCCUUCUCAGAGUUGUAUUUUUUAUUUUUUCUUAUAUUUUCUUUGACAUAUAAUUUAUCAAUUAUUUAGCAAAACAUUGUUGUAACUUUUAAAAUGUUUCAAAUAUUUAAACAUACACCAGAACUUGUUAUACAAAAAAUUAUCAUGGAAGAUAAAGGAUUACUACUAUUUGCUCAUAAACAAUAUUUAGUAUUAUAUUUUAUAUUUAAUUUAAAGUGUUUAUUUAAAUCAUAUCUUUCUGACCCAACCUAUUUUUUACAUAAUAAAAUAUAAGUUUCUAAAUAGUCAAACAUUACUGAAUAAUGUUUGAUCAUUUAGAGAUUUGAGUUAUGCUGUAAA
This is a messenger RNA of Octopus bimaculoides (California two-spot octopus), 845 nucleotides long. RefSeq lists its product as uncharacterized. The record is from RefSeq and is a predicted model, not a curated record. Gene Ontology annotation, biological process: signal transduction. Gene Ontology annotation, molecular function: SH3 domain binding. Lineage: Eukaryota; Metazoa; Mollusca; Cephalopoda; Octopoda; Octopodidae.